CCACAGUGCCCCUCUUGCCGGAUGCUUCAGUCUUUGGUUUUCCCUCCUCCAAGAAAAAUUAUAUGCCAGAGGAGAAAACCAGAGAUCCAAGAGGGCUUGGAUCUCUAAAGUUCACUUUCUUCUUCUUCUUCUUCUUCUUCUUCUUCUUCAAGCUCAGCUUUGAUUGGAUCAAUGGAGGAGCAACUCAAUCCUUUAGCUGUGACUCAUCUCCUGCAACACACCCUGAGAAGCCUGUGCAUCAGCAAAAGCUCCCAAUGGAUUUAUGCUGUCUUCUGGAGGAUCUUGCCGAGAAAUUACCCUCCUCCCAAGUGGGAUCUCCAAGCAGGGGUUUAUGACAGAAGUAGAGGAAACAGGAGGAAUUGGAUACUUGCGUGGGAGGAUGGUUUCUGCAAUUUUGCUACUAAUUCCACAACCUGUGAUCAAUUAGCAGCAGGCACCUCAUCAGCUUAUGAAGAAUGUGAAACUAGUAAAGGCCUCCAACCUGAGCUCUUCUUCAAGAUGUCCCAUGAGAUCUACAACUAUGGAGAAGGCUUUAUUGGAAAAGUUGCUGCAGAUCACGGCCAUAAAUGGGUGCUUAAGGAACCCCAAGAUCAAGAGAUCAACUUCCUCUCCUCUUGGAACAACUCUGCUGAUGCACAACCAAGAACUUGGGAAGCUCAGUUUCAAUCAGGCAUCAAGACCAUUGCUCUAGUCGCAGUUAGUGAAGGAAUUGUGCAAUUGGGAUCCAUCAACAAGGUGAUGGAGGAUUUGAGCUUCGUCGCGUUGCUCCGCAAGAAGUUUAGCUACCUCGAGAGCAUCCCCGGCGUCCUCCUCCCCCACCCUUCCUCCGCAGCGGCCGCGGCCGCCGCCUUCCCCAUCGUUGACGGGUGCAACCAGCUGGCUGCUGCCUGUGCCCCCCACUGGACCGCAUCCCUACCCCUGCCCCUGCCCCUGCCGGACUUGUAUGACCAAUACUUGAUGGCGCAGCAGAUGAGGGUCACGCCGUCAAUGAGCAGCCUCGAGGCGCUGCUCUCGAAGCUGCCGCCCGUUGCCCCGCCACCAGUUGCCCCGCCACCAGGUUUCAUGGAGAUGCCCCCACCGAUGGCCGGGCUGAUGCAGAGGCCGCUGGUGGGUGCAAAAGAGGAACAAGGAGAGGAGAAAAUGGAAGAGUUACAGCCGACGCCGCCACAGCCAGAGAGCGGUGGCGAGAGCAGCAGCUCAUUGCCUUCGUAUUAUCUCAAUAUGACCAAAUUACCAGGUCAGGAUCAUGAUCCCGAGGGCUUCUAAUUAAUAAUUAAUAAUGAAUCAUUAGUUAGGGAGUGAUCUACAAAAUAUUGUGAAAAUCAAUCUAUUGAAUCAACUUAAAAAUUAUAUAUCAAUCUCCUUGUUGAUUACUUUAGAUGCUUACUUUGUGCUGGUAAUUAAAGAUCUUUAUAAUCUGUAAUGGUUAAUUAAUUAACUUGUAAGUUAUGUUUAAACAGUAAAUAUUGCUAACUACUCAUCCAAUAAUACUUCUUCUUAAA
This is a messenger RNA of Zingiber officinale, 1502 nucleotides long. Its product is annotated as protein RICE SALT SENSITIVE 3-like. The transcript is spliced from 7 exons. Bases 172 to 1266 code for a protein of 364 amino acids. The record is from RefSeq and is a predicted model, not a curated record. NCBI's taxonomy places the organism in Eukaryota, Viridiplantae, Streptophyta, Magnoliopsida, Zingiberales, Zingiberaceae.